Molecule: messenger RNA, 3346 nt
Organism: Xiphophorus couchianus (Monterrey platyfish)
Lineage: Eukaryota; Metazoa; Chordata; Actinopteri; Cyprinodontiformes; Poeciliidae
Product: drebrin-like protein A
Exons: 16
Coding region: 264-2684 (806 amino acids)
Biological process (GO): neuron projection morphogenesis; positive regulation of dendritic spine morphogenesis; positive regulation of axon extension
Cellular component (GO): postsynaptic membrane; cortical actin cytoskeleton; lamellipodium
Molecular function (GO): actin filament binding
Source: RefSeq, a predicted model, not a curated record
ACAAAGACCAGCGUGCAGUCACAGCCUCUCCUCCAAGCUGUGAGUGCGCACACAUCGCCCGCUCUGGUUUGGAACUACAUCGCCUUGAAUCUGCAACACUUUUUCUGUGCGUCUUUUCGUGGCCGGUCGUUAACUACUGUGUGGCCGAUUCCAUAAGAUUGCCCCUUCUCUCCCCCCACCCCAAAAAAGCUCCCCCACCAGGACCCGUGAACACUUGAAGCUGUGCGGGAGUGGUCCGGGAACUUUUUUUUUUUGUUGCCAUAAUGAGCAGGCAAACGGUCAACCUUGACACCUACAGCCUGUCGCUGCUCACAGCCAAAGAGGACAUUCUCAACCCCCGCUCCUCCACCAACUGGGCAUUAUUUACAUAUGAAGGGGUUACCAACAAGCUCAAACUGGCCGACUCAGGAGCGGGUGGUGUGGCAGAACUGGCAGAAAAGUUUCACAUCUCUAAACCUCAAUAUGGACUGUGUAAAGUGGGAGGAGUGGAUGGAGGAGCUCUUCGGAUUGCUUUGAUAAGCUGGGUCGGCCAAAAUGUGGAUGACUACAGGAAAAAUGAGUGUGCCAGCCACAUUCCAGCCAUCAAACACUUUUUUAAGGAAGCACAUGCUUUCAUUAGUGCAGAAAAGCCAGAGGAUGUGACAGAGGACAGGGUAAGAGCUGAGCUGAGCAAGACUCAAACUCAGGCUCCCACACAGUGGGUGAGGAGGAGCUCCAGGUCUGCGGACAAGGAGGAACUUGUUGGUACAAACUACAGAAAAACUAAUGCCGCGAUGGAGAUGAGACUAAUUAACAGAGACUCCUUCUGGGCACGUGCUGAACGGGAAGAAGAAGCGCGCAAAGAUGAGGAAAAGCGAAGGGCAACAGAGGAGAGACGGCGCCUUGAGAGAGAGAGAAUUCUGAAGGAGCGAAGGGAUGCAGAGGAGAGAGACAGAAAAAUGAACGAAAAACUUCAGAUGAUUGAGGAGCAGAGACAAAUACAAAGAGCAGAAGAAGAAGAGCUACGCAAGAAGGAGAAGUCAAGAUGGGAGCAGCAGCAAAGAGAGCAUGAAGAGGAUAUGAGGGCUCGUCUUAGACGAAGUGAAUCCAUAGAGAAAGCAGCUGAGGCAGCAGCAUUAGUGUCGCAGCGCUCCAUGAACCCCAGAGAGUUUUUCAGACAACUGUCAUCAUCAUCAUCACAGAGCCCCACCAGUCCUGGAUCUUCCCGCAGUGGAAAACCAUUUAGACGAUACCAGCGCAGUCUGACAGAUACAGCUUUCAUCUUUUCAAAAGCAGAAGAAAGCUCAGCGUCUUCUCCGUACACUUCUCCGUUGGUUUCUCCCUUUUCGAGAGCUCCUCACUCUCCCGUUUUCCAGGCCGUGUCUCCCCCAAGAAGCCCAGAUUUUUACCCAGUCACCUCCCCGCAGAAGCCCAGAGCUCCCAUGUCUCCACCCACCUCACCCAUUCGGCCUGCCCCCCCAGUUUCAGCUCUGCCCAGUAUUCCACAGAGUACCAACCAGUUUCAGGCCGCAGCUGAGCCCGAGGCUUCAGAACCGACAGAACCGUCUGCUCCUCCUGCUUCCCCAAGCCUCUUAGAUUUUUUGCCUCCAACUGAAAUAGAUGAAAACAUCUCUCAGCUGCUUUCAGAGGCAGAGCAGCAACCUUUGAACUUUGAGCCUAUGCAGUUUUUAACAAACCGUCCUGAUCUGGACACAGCAGAAUUCAACACACCAAGUCUCGGAAACACCAAGCUGGUCUCAGACACUGGCUUCAAAGUACAAGCUGUGCUGGUGGAAGCAGAUGAGGAAGAGGAACUACAGGAGGAGCAGGAGGGAGAUGAAGCUGAAACACAACCAGAGGUGGAUUCUGUCACUGCUGAACCAGAACGGAUUGAUACAACGGAGGUAGAUAAAGAAGAGGUGCAAGAGGUGAAGGAAGAUGAGAAGGAGGAGCAAAACGAGUUGGACAAGGAGGAAGAGCACGAAGAAGAGGGUAAGGGCAGAGAACCCGAGGAAGAGGAGAAGGAAGAGAAGUAUGAGGAAGAGGAUAACAAGAAGGAACUGGAGGAGGACGAGGAGGAGAAGCAGGAGGGAUCAAGACAGGAAACUGACCCUUCAUCACUGCUAGAACCGGCAGCGAUGCCACAGGUUGAAGAGGAGGCAGAGGAAGCCGAAGAAGAGAACAAUUAUUCAGGAUACAGCCAGACUCUUGCUGAGCCUGCUGAGUUUUCUGAGGAAGAGGAGGAGUCAGUACGCACAGAUUUUUCCUAUGUGGUCAUCAAAGAUCCUGAACCAGCUUGUCAAGAUAUCAAGCAUGAGACUCUACUUCCAUCAACCAAUGGGAUGACAAACGGUGAUGGCACAGAGGAACAAAAUGGGACAGUGAGGUCCUUGAGUCCAACAGACACAGACGGCAGCACCUCUGAGUCUCCUGUCUGCUACAGAGUUAACACAACCACAGAAGAUGGAGACAUCACUGAGGAUAGAGAGCAGCAGAUCUCUGAAAAUGGACAAGAGGAUUUAGCCGACCGACAUAUGUGCGUCCGAGCUCUAUAUGACUACCAGGCAGAGGACGAAUCCGAGAUCUCCUUUGAACCCGGUGACAUCAUCAGGGACGUGGAGACAGUGGACAAAGCCUGGUGGAGGGGUUGGAGCAAAGACGGCCGUCAGGGUUUAUUCCCCGCUAAUUACGUGGAAACCAUAUAGGCAGACAGAGGCACACUAUACACCCACACACACUUUCACACACAUGCACACAUACACUCAGGGACACCUUCUCUUUUCUUGUUUCUGCAUGUUUUUACCUUAAUCCUCCCACUGAAACUUUAUGCUCUCUUUUCUGUAGGAAGAAUAAAGAAACGCGAGACUCCUUGUUCUGAAGAAAGCAUAAAGAAAAGUGUAACUCUUUAUUUUGAUGUUUUGUUUGGAGAACAACAUAGUAUGCAGAAAUUACCUAGCCUUAUUCCGUAUGGAUAAAAUAGUAAAGACCUUUCCCUGGACCAAAAUAACUUAUUUUCUUUUGAGAAGCAGUGGAAAUGUAAGUCAGGGGGAGAAAUAAGGGGGCGCAGAUGAUGGGGAACUUGGUUUGCUUCUUAGUAACACAAACAUGUUUUAACUGCAGUGCUUCUUUUUGAUCCACACAUAUAACAAGCAUACCAAGCACCACCAUUCGUAUCCAUAUACCAGGUAUCGUCUUUGUAAUCAUCAUCCUGUGUCUCUUCCAUUAUUUUGGAGCUCUGCAUUUGCUACUGAUGUUCUCACAUGAUCACAGGUUAAUUGACCAAACCAGAGCAAGAAACAAAACAAAUGAUGAAAAAUCAGCAGAAAAUGAUGUUGAACUUCACUCCUGAUGUUGAAAAACUAUUUUA